Messenger RNA from Hemibagrus wyckioides, 2502 nucleotides. RefSeq names its product secretin receptor (gene sctr). The transcript has 13 exons. Gene Ontology annotation, biological process: adenylate cyclase-modulating G protein-coupled receptor signaling pathway; cell surface receptor signaling pathway. Gene Ontology annotation, cellular component: plasma membrane. Lineage: Eukaryota; Metazoa; Chordata; Actinopteri; Siluriformes; Bagridae. Gene Ontology annotation, molecular function: peptide hormone binding; G protein-coupled peptide receptor activity; secretin receptor activity. Bases 377 to 1696 code for a protein of 439 amino acids. The record is from RefSeq and is a predicted model, not a curated record.
ACAUCAUUUUCACAUAAUGCUGUCUAUGUAACUCGAUCUUCCAGUCAUUCGACUAACAUAGGACCUGGUCUCUAGGUCCUAUCCGAUGUGAUACAGGACGUGAUCGAAUCCUCGACUAAAGGAUGUGAUCACGUUUCAUGUUGCACAGCUUAAAUGGAUAGUUGGAUGGUCAACUUUACCACAGUCGAGUAAGCUCUUUAAGUGUAAAGCUGUAUUUGUCGGAUACGGACUGAUGUUCAUCACGCACAGCCAUGCUGGUUACCAGCUUAGAAAUGUCCACAUGGGUUUUUGAGAAGAGGCGCGUGCUGUUAACAGAAGAGAAGGUGAACAUCUGUCCUGAAGGUUGUGGAGAGAGCGUCGCUUCAACUCCGACACAAUGAAGCUUUCGGAGUUCCACAAAGCUGCAGUAGUGGCUCUCAUCACUUUCUGUACACGCGUAAAAUCCAUCCCUUUAGAAUGUGAUCCCGAGUACCUGUGGCAUCAGGAGGAGGAGAAAUGCAACAAUCUCAUUCACCAAGACAACAUUACACACACUAACUCUACAGGCUGCAGUGCAUUAUGGGACGAUGUGAACUGUUGGCCUCGUGCGGAGGUUGGAGCUGUGAUCUCUCAGCAGUGCCCCAAGUUGCUCAGGGUCAAAGGAAAUGUAAGGAGAAACUGUACAGAGAACGGGUGGUCCGAUCCUUUCCCACCGUACAUACUGGCCUGCGGAUCCAUCAAUGGGGUAGUGCACCAACCCUCAGACAUGCUGCCAUCACCUAAGUACUUCAUGGGGGUAAAGAUCAUGUACUCAGUGGGCUACAGCAUCUCAGUGAUUUCGCUCGCCAUUGCUUUCAUGCUGCUGUGUGUGUUCAGAAAGCUCCAUUGCACUCGGAAUUUCAUUCACAUGCAGCUAUUUCUCUCCUUCAUUUUGCGGGCUGUUUUCAUUUUCAUCCGAGAUGCAGCUUUGCACAAGUCACAGGAUUAUUACCACUGUGAAUAUCACCCGAUUGGCUGUAAGGUUGCACUGAUUUUCUCUAACUAUGGAAUACUGGCUAACUACAGCUGGCUGCUGGUUGAGGGUCAUUACCUGCACAGCCUCAUCCAUCUUUCCCUACAUUCCCCAAGAAAACGCCUGCACUGGUACAUCAGCUUUGGCUGGGGCAUGCCUGUGCUCAUCAUCAUCGUGUGGAGUGUGGCCAAAUAUCUGCAGGAGGAUGAAGGGUGUUGGGAGACAAGAAGCAGAGGCUGGAUCUGGUGGAUUUUGAGAGUUCCUGUAAUCCUGUUCAUUACUACGAACCUCCUGUUUUUCCUGAGAAUCAUUCAAACCAUAGUAAGCAAGAUGAGAGCUCCGGACACGAUUGGAAAUGAGUUUAAACAGCACAAGAAGCUGGCCAAGUCCACACUGCUGCUCGUGUCACUGUUUGGUGUGCAGUAUGCCCUCUUCGCUUUUUUCCCUGAUGGAGUCAGCACCCUCACUUUCCAGAUCUGGAACGCCAUCGAGCUCUCCCUGGCCUCCACACAGGGCUUCAUAGUAGCGCUUCUAUACUGCUUCCUGAAUGGAGAGGUUCAGCAUGAAAUAACACGGCACUGGAGACGGUGGCGUCUAAAGCAGCGUGUCCAUGGAGACGCCAGAUUGCAUCAUGGCUCCCUAAGCCAAAGUGGUCUACCGCUCACACAGAUCUUACUCUUAGCCAGAGUUAAUAACAUAUCCUAAUAAACACACAGCUCACCAUAACACGGUUAAACACGAUAAAAUGUUAUACCCAAAUCUACUGUAAAGAAAAAAUGAGCUCUUACUAAUUACAAACAUGACCAAACAACUCAAACUAUAAACAUUAACAGUGAUCUACAUUAACAGUCUCAGUGUAUUUUGACUGCUAGAUGCACUAUGGCUGAAAGAAGAAUGUUUGUCUCGUGUGCGCACACACACACACACAGUUUCCGUUGCCAGGUUUCAGUCCCAUUAAUCUGCUGUUAAUAGAAUCAUAGUUGACUUUGUAAUAAAGCAUUUUACCAAUCUACUUAAAACACUGCAAGAUAAGAAAAAUGUUCUAUGCUAUAUUUAUACAGUAUGACACCAUAAAGUGGCUUUAAAGCUACAAACAGCAGACUCUAAAUAAAUGGCAGAAUAUUCAUUUUUCUUAUAUUAUGUUUGUUAUCUGAUGUUAUAAAUUAACACUGUUUGUGCAAACAGCACCAAAUCCUUCGAGACAUGUUUUAAAAAAUGAUCUUCACUAACCUGAACACUUCAUACAAUAUAUUAUUUAAAUGAUCUAGGACCAUGUUCAGCGGACAUUGUUUACUAUACUUUUAGUUAUAUAUUCCUAGCCAGGGGCUUGUUUACAAAAGUGAAAAAUCACCCCUCCAGUUUCAAUACCAUUUAGCUUGUUGUGUCUAUGGUAUGGAAAAAAACAGGUUAUAAAGCACUGAAGGUGAUAUUAAUAAUACUGUUGCUACAUGUUCUUUGUCGUCACUUGCUAUAUAGGGUAAUGAUGUAGUUUUUGCUGCUGCUUAGUAUAA